AUGGCCGACAUCACCCCUCCAAGCAGGUACGUCGCGUCGCGUCAUCUACGCGCUGCCUCUGCUAUCGAGUCCUUCAAGAUGGAGUCCCCUGUCAAGAAGCUCGACUUCAACGUCGCUGAUAAGGAGAACAACCCCGACGUCGCUGCCGUCGAGCAGAUCAAGCCCGUCGUCGCCGAGGUCAAGAAGGUUCAGGAGUCCGCUGCCACUUCCGGCCUCAGGCCCGAGGAGGCCGACGAGCCCCUCCUCCAGGAGAACCCUCAGCGAUUCGUCCUUUUCCCCAUCAAGUACCACGAGAUCUGGCAAAUGUACAAGAAGGCCGAGGCCUCUUUCUGGACCGCCGAGGAGAUUGAUCUCUCCAAGGAUCUCCACGACUGGAACAACAAGCUCAACGAUGACGAGCAGUACUUCAUCUCCCACAUUCUCGCCUUCUUUGCCGCCUCCGACGGCAUUGUAAACGAGAACCUCGUUGAGCGUUUCAGCGCCGAGGUCCAGAUCCCCGAGGCCCGCUGCUUCUACGGCUUCCAGAUCAUGGUGGAGAACAUCCACUCCGAGACCUACUCGCUCCUCAUCGACACCUACGUCAGGGAGCCCGCCCAGAGGACCCACCUCUUCAAUGCCAUUGAUACCAUUCCCUGCAUCCGCAAGAAGGCCGACUGGGCUCUCCGCUGGAUCUCGGAUCGCGAUGCUUCCUUUGGCCAGCGUCUCAUUGCCUUUGCUGCCGUCGAGGGCAUCUUCUUCAGCGGUGCUUUUGCCUCCAUCUUUUGGCUCAAGAAGCGUGGUCUCAUGCCCGGCCUCACCUUCUCCAACGAGCUUAUCUCUCGUGACGAGGGUCUUCACACCGACUUUGCCUGCCUUCUCUUGUCUCAUCUCAAGCACCGCCCCAGCAAGGAGCUCGUCGAGCACAUCAUUACUGAUGCCGUCACCAUUGAGAAGGAGUUCCUCACCGAGGCCCUUCCUUGUGCCCUCCUUGGCAUGAACUCGGCGUUGAUGAAGCAGUACAUUGAGUUCGUCGCCGACAGGCUCUUGGUUGCUCUCGGUAACGAGAAGGUCUACAAGUCGACCAACCCCUUUGACUUCAUGGAGAACAUCUCCCUCGGUGGCAAGACCAACUUCUUCGAGAAGCGUGUCGGUGACUACCAGAAGGCCGGUGUCAUGGCCAGCACCAAGAAGAACGACCCAGAUGCGGCUCAGAGCGGCGCCGACGACGCCUUUGCCUUUGAUGAGGACUUUUAA
Molecule: messenger RNA, 1233 nt
Organism: Parascedosporium putredinis
Lineage: Eukaryota; Fungi; Ascomycota; Sordariomycetes; Microascales; Microascaceae
Source: the annotation of a GenBank genome assembly